AUGGCGGGAAUCUGCUGCUAUGCAGGACCUUCACCAAUCCUGCAAGCCCGGAAAAUUAAUGGCUUCCGCUGCUACUCCAGGGCACCCAAUAACGUGAAGAAAGAAAAGCCCACGCCACAGCUCUUGAAAAUCGCAGUUAGUGGAGUUACUGAGCUUCUAAGGCUCUUCUCCUCCAGCAGCAAAAAUAGAAAGAGUACAUCAUUUUGGAGGAGAGGUUGUAUGAACUCAGGUGCCACUUCCAUCCAAAUCUGUCCCUCACAGUUUACAACAAAUUUUGCCAAAUAA
Ilex paraguariensis (yerba mate) is the source of this 285-nucleotide messenger RNA. The record is from the annotation of a GenBank genome assembly. Lineage: Eukaryota; Viridiplantae; Streptophyta; Magnoliopsida; Aquifoliales; Aquifoliaceae.